Molecule: messenger RNA, 3005 nt
Organism: Vitrella brassicaformis
Lineage: Eukaryota; Vitrellaceae
Source: the annotation of a GenBank genome assembly
CGCCGCCCCAGCCCGCCCGCUGAUCUAGUCAAUUGGGAACCCUGGUGCAAGAGGGCCAUCGUUGUUAGAACACGGGACGGGUGUGAUGGUGAUUUGGUCGACUUGUGGCGAUGGUAGGCCGAAGAAGCAUGAGGCACCUCCCUGGACGAGGUUGCCGGUGCAUGUGCCUGAUCCCGCCCUGGCGAGGACCCAUGUGCCGCCGGUGAGGCACUGGGGGAAGCCUUCGCCUGCCUGGGGGUCGUUGAGGUCGCACCCGAUGGGGGCGAUGCUCUCGCCCUCACCCGCUGUCGUCGUCGCGAAUGGAGGGCGCUGACCGAUACCUAUGUUCUGCAUGCACGCACACACACACACACACAGGCAGAGAGAGAGAGAAAGACAUACAUACCGAUGACAUGCAGCCCAUCCAUCCGUCCAUCGGAUGAGUGUGGUGCGUGUUUGGUGUGUUUAUUGAUGUUUACCGAGAAGUCAUCUACGUUGGCUGUGAUGGAUCCGAAAGUGCCGACCUCGGGCAGGACGCUGUUGGAGCCCACCUCGCCGGGAGUGCGCGAGAGCAACAACUGCGAGAUGGACUGAUCGAAGGGGAAGUUGACGAUCACGUUAGUGGUCGCAAGACCCUUGGAAUAGACGGGAAACCCGGCCUCGUCCAGGAAUACAAAUGUGUAGACGCCAUCGAAAUUCUGCGGCUCCAGCGACCGACCCGAAAUGCACCCCAACCCGCCCCUGUCGUUGACCGGCUCGCACAACGGCUGGUAUCCUGUCACCUCGAUGCACUCUGCACACAGCACACACAUUCAUGCAGUCAGUGAGUAGAGUGAGUGGGUCGGCGUGUCCAUGUGUGUUGACGGACGGACGGACAGGCGGGCGGAGAGAGAAAUGACACUCACGUGGGAAUCCGAACGAGUUGAGAUCCCCGCCGGGCGCGGGCGUCGUCACGACUGUCUCAGGGGGCACGGGGAAUGCCGAGUCCACAGGGCACUUGUCAGAGUUGGCGUUGCCAAUGAUCGCACACCUACACCACACACACACACACAUGCAUGGAGGCGAACAGGCCGAGCGGACCAUUUCCUCAACCAUGUGUGGGUCUGUCUAUGUGGGUCUGCCUGUGUGGGUGAAUGGGUGGCUUACGCGAUGGCAUCGACGAUUCGGUUCUGCACCUCAUCGUCGACAAUGCGCUGUGCUUCGGGCCGGUCGACGAGCUCCGACGUUUGCCACACCUGCAGAGAAGGAACAAAGUCCAAUACACAACGGACAGAUGAACAAACAGGUGGCGUGUGUUUCUUUGUUUCGACGAACGUUCUCUGUGAUAGACUUGGCGAACGUCCUGGCAGGCAGCCGCACAGACCACACAGCGUCCAACGAUCCACGUGUGAAUGGAUUGUGCCAAGCUGCUGACUAAUGCGCACGUACCAGAUGGGGUCAGUUUCGUUGACUUGGUAGAGGGGCGAUAGGGCGACCGUCGCCUGCUCAACCGCACUCACAAUCGGCUCCAGCUCCAACCUAUCAAUGUUCUCCUUCGUGAGAUACGCAGUGGCGAACUCCUAUAGACAGACAGACAGACAGCCACACACACACACACACACAUAAUACACAUUCAUUCCACAGCUGUGUCAUUCGGUGUGUGUGUCUCGUCUGACUGGCUGACCUCGAUGGAGUUGACGAUGUCGCCGAUGGCAUUCUGCACUUGCCCCACGGUACUGUUGACGUAUCUCUGUGUAAUGGGCACACCGAUGGCUCGCAGCGCGUCACCCAGUGUGGUGGAGGGCACCGCAUCCACGAGCUCAUCGAGCCGAGGGAAGACGCCGUCCUGGCCGGGCACGAUCGUCGGCACCACGAGGUUGGGCACCUUCUCUUGUGUGGGUGCCUCGGUGAUGGGCUUCUUGACCAGCUUGGCCACCGUGUCCUUGACGGGGUCGCCGAACGGCAGGAAGCCCUCGGCAUGUGCAGCCUCCUCGGGUCCUCUGUGCGGGGCACGGCGGUACCGCCGCUGCAGCUCUCGCCUCGUCUCCUCCUCCUCCUUGACGGCAUCCUGGUAGGGCUUCAGAAGCUUGAGCAGACCCGGCUCGUCGACGGAGGGGCGCUGGAUGGCCGGCUUGGUGAGCGGCUUGGUGAGCUUGUCGCCCUCGGCGGCCGCCUUGCGCUUGGGGAAGGAGAGCUUGACCUGCUUGCCGUCGGCACUGACGGCCACGCGGGGGUUCUCAAUCUCCAUCUGCUCGGCCAGCUUGUCAAACAUGGCGUCGAGCGCCUUCGUGGCGUUCUCAUCCUCCUCAUCUGCACCGUCGUCCUCGUUGUCGUCGGUCUUGUCGAGGCCGAGGUCAUCAACAAUGUCGGUCUUGUCGACGAUGUCCUGGACGAUAUCUUCGUAAAUAUCAAUGUCGGCCAGCCCCGUGUCCUCCUUGCCCUUGAAGAUAGUGUCGUUGAUGUCGACGAACGUGUUGAUGACGACAUCGAAGGUGUCAUCGACGGCGUUGUUGGUGAGGUUGCUGAGGAACCCGCUGAUAGUGAUGAAGCCGUCUUCGAGCAGGAUGGCGCUGUCGAGCACCUUGGGGAAGACAUUGAAGGGGUCACCGAAGAGGAGGUUCGGGAAAAGGGCCUGGAAGGUGAGGUCGAUCGUCUCGGACGCCAGGUCGCCCAGCGUGACGGCCGUGGGGACGAAGCUGAUGCGCGGCCCUUGUAUCUCGAACUUGGGCAGUGACUCGCCCGCCGAGCCGAUGUGUUGGUUGACAGCCCUCAGCUGAUUGAAGAUGGCAUUGGUGAACCGCUCGACGGUCUUGUUAAAGAAGCGGUCGUUGGGGAAAUCCUCCUUGAUGGGCUCGAGAGCCGCAUUGACAGCGUUGUCAACCACCGCAUACGCCUUGGCGACGGGGCAGCUGCCGCCGCAGAUCUUGCGAGCAAUCUGACCAUUGGCCGCCGAGCCGAGGAGGAGCAGGCCGAACAGAGGCAGCAGUAGUACUCGGCUACCCAGCAGCCCCUUCAUCCCGCUACUCUCGCUCACUCGCCUUCUACGU